Molecule: messenger RNA, 891 nt
Organism: Dermatophagoides pteronyssinus (European house dust mite)
Lineage: Eukaryota; Metazoa; Arthropoda; Arachnida; Sarcoptiformes; Pyroglyphidae
Product: AP-1 complex subunit mu-1-I-like
Source: RefSeq, a predicted model, not a curated record
AUGAACUCGGCGAUCGCGUGGCGCGCGAACUCCGUGAAGCACCGCAAGAACGAGAUUUACGUGGACGUCGUCGAGUCUUUCUCAGCGGCGCUCGGGCCGGACGGCGCGGCGCUCGAGAGCGGCGUCUCUGGCGUGGUGCGCAUGAAGUCUUUUCUGAGCGGGCUGCCCGAGCUGAAGCUCGGGCUGUUUUUCGCGCAGCCGGCCGCGCAGCCGCGCGUCGGGCUCUCGAGCCAAGACGCCGCGCGCAGCGCCAGUCGCGCAGACCUCGUGGAGUGCGUGAAGAGCGACAAACUUCAAGAGCUGCGCUUCCACCCGUGCGUGCGGCUCAACCGCUUCCGCGCGGAAAAGGAGAUCACCUUCAUCCCGCCGGACGGCGAGUUCGACUUGCUCAGCUACUCCAUUCGCCGCGAACACCUCGCCGACGUGCCGUUCACCGUGACCUGCCAGCACCUGCACAACACGCUCGACCCAGAAGCGGUCGCAUUCGAGCUGGUCGUGCGGCUACGCGCGAACUUCGCGGAGCGCAUCACUGCGCGCUUCGUCAAGGUGAUUGUGCCCACGCCGUCCAACAUCUCGAAGCCGAAGACGAAGCCGGGCGGCGGCUCUGCGCACUACGCGCCGAGCCUCAACGCCGUGGUCUGGCACCUCAGUUUAAUGACCGGCGGCGAGCAGCGCGAGCUUUCAAUAAAGGCGGCGCGCUCGCGGCUCGGCCGCGAAGCGUUCAAGACGUGGACGCGCUCCCCGCUGCGCCUCGAGUUCGAAAUUCCGUUCUUUACCGCGAGCAACUUGCGCGUCGAGUACCUCAGAAUUGCGGAAAGCAGCGGCUAUCCCGCGCUGCCGUGGGUGCGCUACCUCACGAACAGCAAAGACUACGAAGCGCGUGCGUUUUAG